GUGUUUUCUCUGAUCAAUCAAUGUCAUAAUUUGUUGUUUUUAAAUAAAAACAUUGGAUUUUACGGCUUUUAUUGAAAUAAAACAUACAUUUUCUGUAAUUUGUUUGCAUUAAAUAAAACUUAAGGGUACCUUAAUUUUUGUGUAUCAUAUUCAUGUGUUUUAAUAAUGGCAGAAUUAAAAAUAUGCAGAAUAUGCCUUCGAACCGAAUCAAAGGUUUAUAAUUAUGAUCAGCAUCAAUUAAAAUCAUAUUACGAAGAAGUUUUAGCCUUAAAAGUAAACGAAUCGGACAACCUACCCCAUUAUUUUUGUUUCGAAUGUGCAAUGCAGUUGCACAAGUUCCACAAGUUCAAAGAAAAGAGUUAUUGCGGGCAAAAAAUACUUAAAGACAUGUUGAGGAAAGGCCCGAUUACAUAUGAAUCAGUAUAUAAAAUAAAUAGAUCUGCUCAUAAUCUAGAAUCACCUUUAGGAAGAGUAACGUUCACAUCUAAUAUAUUUAAACAAUUAAAUAUUGAACACGACGAAGCCAUUAAAGACGAAAUCAAAUACGAACAAAGAGUUGAAAAUGUGCAAUUAGAUGCCGUUGAUGAUUCAUUUAACACCGAAGAUAUUCAUGAAAAUGAUCAUGUUGAUGCAAAGAUAGAAACUAGUCCAUACAUAGAUAAUAUAGAUAAAGAUGACGUUACUGAUUGGAAGCAUAAAGAUGGGUUUAAAACAAAGGAUAAAUUCAAAAGGAUAAAUUUAAUGGAUGGUAAUAAUUGGAAGAAGAUUGAUUUGACAGAAGAACAGGCUGUGCAGGAACACAGAUCGAGAGCGAAUGAUGAAAAAUAUAAAGCAGCUGCGUUCAAAUGUACCGAUUGCUUCAAAGGUUUCUCUAAAGAGGAGAUGCUGAAGAGACACAAUAAGUUGAGACAUAAAGAGUCGAUCGGUUCGUUCGAGUGUCGGUUCUGUCGCAUGCGGUUCAAGUGGAAGUGUGAUCUGCGCAAACACAUGCGAGCGCACUACACCAAGUACCUGUGUCUGCGCUGCCAUCUCGUGUGUCCGGUGGAAAACACGGCGAUCCUCCACGAACAGUACCACAGCGGUGUCAUAAGAAAAUGUUCGUACUGCAAUGAAGAGUUUAGGCACUCGUCGACGUACUACACGCACCUGCGCACGCACCGCAGCGCGUACGUGUGCGCGCUGUGCGGGUCGUCGUUCGUGAGCGCGGCGGGCCUGCACCAGCACAAGCGGAUCAAGCACUGCACUCGGGACAUUGAGAGCCCAGACGAUGAUGAAGACGUGAACACGUUCUGUUCCCGUUGCGACAUCCGCUUCGAGACGAGGAAGGCGUACGAGGAACAUCUCUUCCAUUCAGCGAUGCAUGCUGAAGUUGUCGUUGAAGGUCUGCAGAUUGAACAUCAGCCCAGAAAGAUAUUGGGGAAGAAGAUGCAAGAUAAGAUUACAAGUUUAUUGAAAUCCAGAAAGUUCGAAAAAGUUCCCAUUAAGCCCGAGAUAAGAAGAAACAAGAAGAUGAGAAGAAAAAAGACGAAACCGACCACGUGUCACCAGUGCGGCAAGCACUUCGAUACUCAAGCGGCGUGUUUGAAGCAUCACCUUGCGGAACAUCCCGGAACGUCCUUCUGCCCCCCCAACGAGAGACACAUCUGUGAGAUUUGCGGAGCAUCCUUAGCGCCCGGUAGCGUCGCAGUCCAUCAGAAUCUCCACACGAGGGAAAAGGUUCACUCGUGCGAGACUUGCGGACGACAGUUUCUCUCGAACAUCGGAUUGAAGCGUCACAUGUUGACGCACACGGGAGAGAAGCCGUUCGCGUGUACGUUAUGCGACAAGAGAUUCACACAGAGCAACAGCAUGAAGCUGCACUACAGGACUUUCCAUCUGAAACAACCUUAUCCUAAAAGGAAUCGGAGAAAAAAAAAUGAAGAUAAGAAGAACAUAUCGGACGAGGGCAGCGAUGAAGGCAACAUUUCACCAAAGAAGGUUUCGGAUAGCAAGACCGAACCGGAGCCGGUCGAUCCGGUCGAUCCGGUGAACGCUGUGUCCGAUUCGAUUGUGAUCGAACACAAUGAAAUUGACUAUCUAACACUCGGUUACCAAAAGUAUUAAUAUUUAAAUUGUAAAUUAUUUAAUUUUAAUAAAAGUU
Vanessa tameamea is the source of this 2140-nucleotide messenger RNA. RefSeq names its product zinc finger protein ZFP2-like. Bases 166 to 2103 code for a protein of 645 amino acids. Gene Ontology annotation, molecular function: zinc ion binding. The record is from RefSeq and is a predicted model, not a curated record. Gene Ontology annotation, cellular component: nucleus. Lineage: Eukaryota; Metazoa; Arthropoda; Insecta; Lepidoptera; Nymphalidae. The transcript is spliced from 15 exons.